This is a messenger RNA of Gastrolobium bilobum, 672 nucleotides long. RefSeq lists its product as uncharacterized. The transcript has a single exon. The record is from RefSeq and is a predicted model, not a curated record. Bases 1 to 672 code for a protein of 223 amino acids. NCBI's taxonomy places the organism in Eukaryota, Viridiplantae, Streptophyta, Magnoliopsida, Fabales, Fabaceae.
AUGGCUUGGAUAACCAGGCUCCCGAGGAACUCGAUCGACUCGUUCGAGGACCUAGCCCGGACUUUCCGACUGAACUUUGCAACAAGCAAGGCGCAUCCAAUGUCGGCCUAUGCUCUGGGAAGAAUCUGGCAAAAGGAGAAUGAAUCGCUGAGAAAAUACCUGGACAGGUUCAAGGAUGCCACCCUCAAGGUUCGGUGCCUAACUGAAGCAGUGCACCUCCACCUGAUCAUCUCGGGAUUAGAUGGCGACUCUCCACUUGCGAAGUCCAUCUAUAAGAACCCGGUCAAUGAUCUGGAAGAGUUCCGACGAAGGUCGGAUAAAUACAUUGACGUGGAAGACAUGCAAAAAGUCUACGUGGAGUCCCGAGGACGCAGUCCGACACGACGGAGCCCGAGUAAGAAAAACAACAAAGACCGGGACCAGCGGGGAUCGAAGAAAGCGAAGGACACUCGUGAUAAGAGGUCAGAAGAUCGGUCGCCAAGGAGGAAAUAUGAUGAUUACACGCCCUUGAACAUGUCCAGAUCUCGGAUAUGGAAAGAGGUGGCCCAGACUGAAAUGCGUAAUGCCGAGAGACCUCGACCCCUCAAAGCCAAUAGUGGAUUGGAUAGAAAUAAGUACUGCGCCUUCCAUAACCAGAACGGUCAUAUCACAGAUGACUGCUGGGAUCUUUGA